UAAUGGAAGCGUCUGAGAUUUGUACAAUCGAGGACCUGAGACCAUUAAUGGUGUAAUGUCAUCGGGCGAAAUUUAUUGAAAUGGAUCUUAGCAGAUCGACUCAAGGAAAUGGUUAUAACUUUAAUAGACUAAGAUUUAGGAGGUUUUGUUUUAUAAUUUUGGGAUGUAAGUCCAAAUUGAAAAAAAUUAUUAAGAGAUUAAAAACAAAAUAGCGCAAUGAAAGCGUAUGUUUUGAUAUGUCUAAUGCUUAUAAUUAGGUGAUUAGAAGGAAAUUAUGA
Messenger RNA from Paramecium octaurelia, 278 nucleotides. The record is from the annotation of a GenBank genome assembly. NCBI's taxonomy places the organism in Eukaryota, Ciliophora, Oligohymenophorea, Peniculida, Parameciidae.